CCAACCCCGCGUCGCCCACCGGUCAAGCCGGUCUCCCUCCGUUCCCCCCACCGGCGACGUCCGGUCUCGGUUCCCUUCGUGCGUUCGCUCGAGUCGUCGUCUCCGUUUCGUUUGGUUUCGUUGGGUUGGACUCCAUUUGUCGCACACAAAACCAAAAAUUAUUAGAGGCGACGAAGAAGGGUGCGAACCCGCCGCCGUUCCGGGUUCCGAUUAGAUAGAGCUGUCGCGCCGCCGAUCCCGUCGCUCCGCCGCGCCGAGCUUACAGUUUGUGCGUCAUGGGGACUUCUUCAGGUGCGAAUUUCCAUCAACAGCCUCCGCCCCAGGGGAUGCUGCCGCCUCGCCAUGGUGCCCGGGCCCUGAGCCUGCAGACUUCCCUCUCACUGGCCUCGUCGGAACAGGUUGGCUCGCCUGAAAUGCAGGAACCCGUGUCCAAUUCUGACCAGGGCCAUGACUCUGCCACUGAAAGUGCAAGUUCGAGGGAGACCUGGCCUGUAGAGCCGGAACAUAGCAAUGCUGCUGCUGCUAGUAGUGGCGGUGCUGUGAAAAAGGUGGAGAUGGAAAAGGAUAUCAGAAAUGGUAUCCCCAAGUUGCAGGUUAUUCGCGGAAGCUCCCGCAUCGAUAGGGUGUCACUGAGGGAGAUUGCGCGGGAGAGAGUGGACCUAGUUGUCGAGAAAAUGAAGGUAAUGCCAGAGGAGCACCUGGAGGAGAUUAAAAAUGAGCUCAGGUCGAUUCUGGAGGGGACAGGGGGCUCUCAUCAUAUUGAGGAGUUUCUGUAUCUGCAGAAGUUUGUCCAGGGCAGAGGUGAUUUGACACCAACUAUGCUUUCAAUGGCCCAUCAUGUCCAACUGGAGAUCCUCGUGGCAAUCAAGACUGGAAUCCAGGCGUUUUUGCACCCCAGCGUCACCAUUCCCCAAAGCCACCUGGUGGAGGUCUUCUUGUAUAAGAGGUGCCGGAACAUUGCUUGCCAGAGUGCUCUCCCGGCUGAGGAGUGCAGAUGCAAUGUAUGUGCUAACAGAAAUGGGUUUUGCAACCUUUGCAUGUGUGUGAUUUGCAACAAGUUUGAUUUUGAGGUCAACACAUGCCGAUGGGUUGGGUGCGAUUUCUGUUCCCAUUGGACGCACACCGACUGUGCGAUUCGUGUUGGCCAGAUUGGGACAGGGCAAUCAAUUAAGAGCGGCACCGGUCAUGCCGAAAUGCUUUUUAGGUGCCAGGCUUGCCAGAAGACAUCAGAAUUAUUCGGUUGGGUUAAGGAUGUGUUUCAGCAAUGUGCUCCUGGUUGGGAUAGGGAUGCCUUAGUACGAGAGCUUGAGUUUGUUUGUAAGAUAUUUCGUCUAAGCGAAGACCCAAAAGGAAGAAAUUUGUUCAGGAAAUGUGCGAAUCUGAUUGAAAGAUUGAGGAAUAGUUCUCCUGAUUCUGUCAAUCCUAGGAUGAUACUGCAUGCACUUCGAGAGCUUGAGAUGGAUUCCCCAAAGAGCUCUGAAAAUGAAGAAUCGGGACGCUUGAUCACUCCCCAGGAGGCAUGUAAUCGUAUUGCAGAGGUAGUCCAAGAAGCUGUCAGAAAGAUGGAACUUGUUGCUGAAGAGAAAAUGGGACUGUACAAAAAGGCUCGCACCGCUGUGGAGGCCUGUGACCGUGAGCUUGAUGAGAAGGCCAGACAAGUUCAGGAGUUCAAGGCUGAGAGGCUGCGGAAGAAGCAGCAGGUGGAGGAGCUCGAGAGCAUUGUUCGGUUGAAACAGGCUGAGGCUGAGAUGUUCCAGCUCAAGGCAAGUGAGGCCCGCCAGGAGGCUGAGAGGCUCCAGAGCAUCGCGCUUGCCAAAUCUGAGAGGGCUGAGCAGGACUACGCUAGCCUCUACCUCAAGCGGCGCCUGGAGGAAGCGGAGGCAGAGAAGCAGUUUCUUUUUGAGAAAAUAAAGCUCCAGGACGGCCAUAGGCCCCCGCAGGCCAGCAGCGUGCCUGGUGAUUCCUCUCAGGCUCCCUCUCAGGCGCUGAUGCUGUCCAAAAUUCAGGACCUUCUCAAGAACGUUCGUACCAUGCCGACAAAGUCAGAGGCGCAUUCAAAAUAAGAGCAGCAGGCGCACUUCAGAUUUGGGAUUACAUGUUGUGUUAUUGUGCUAUAAUGUAUGGUGACUUCAGUGUGAUGUGUUGGGAGUAUAAUGGGCGGUGCCCCCCUUGGAAAAUCAAAUAUUAAUGUUGGAGAUAUCGGGAUAUGAUAUACUUAUGCAGGCUACAUAUUUUAAUUUCGUUAUUACUUUAUAAGUAAGAGGAUCUAUUCAUCGUUAAAA
Messenger RNA from Triticum aestivum (bread wheat), 2282 nucleotides. RefSeq names its product OBERON-like protein. The record is from RefSeq and is a predicted model, not a curated record. The coding region runs from base 276 to 2063 and encodes 595 amino acids. Gene Ontology annotation, cellular component: nucleus. Lineage: Eukaryota; Viridiplantae; Streptophyta; Magnoliopsida; Poales; Poaceae. Gene Ontology annotation, biological process: root meristem specification; regulation of gene expression; maintenance of shoot apical meristem identity. The transcript has 3 exons.